CGUUAGCUCAGAUUAGGCAUUGUGGAUAGAAAGAGAGAGAGAAAGCGAGAGAGUUUCUAGUGAGAGAGAGAGAGAGUUUUUGGAGUUAGGUGGUGGCCGGUGGUCUGUCGUAGGGAGGUUCGGUGGAGGCGCGUGGCUCAAGCUUCGCCAUUUCUCUUCUGUUUUUGUUGUUAAAGCUUGCAGUGAGUAGCAAUGGACAUGUGUGGCAAAUCCAUGGUAGCAGGGCAUGCUAAUGUGAUUUUCCUGUCGACUAUUCUGGGUCGAGAUGGGCUGAUUCCUGUUCACAAAUGCGACUGGAAGUGUGAAAAUGAGCAUGUCUGUGGGAAUAUGUACCGCUGCAAACUAACUGGACUUACUCACAUCUGUGACAAAAACUGUAAUCAGAGAAUUUUGUAUGAUAACCAUAGCUCACUGUGCAGAGCAAGCCGCCAAAUAUUUCAGCUUACAGCAGUAGAGGAGCAGGCUGUGAGAGGUAUUAGAAGGAAGGUCGAUGCAGAUAACUCCACAACUGAUAGUUGCUCUUUCAAGCGUAGACGCGAUGCACAGUUCCACCCUUCUCCUUUCGAGAGAUCCUUCUCUGCUGUCAGUCCAAUCUGCAGCCAAGUUGGAGACGGCAUGGAUAUGAACUAGAGUUAUGCAUAAAUGCGAAGACAUUAUAUUACUUACUUUUCUAAAUCUUUGCUCUUCUUUUUUUUUUCCUCUUUUCUUGGAACAAAUCUGGAUGAUAGAACUUUAUGUGAGAAACUUAAAUGGUGGACCUGAUGUGUCCUACCCGUAUGUAGGGACAAUCUAUAUUUCUAGUCUUCUUUAAUGCAAUUAGAUCUUCCAUAA
Messenger RNA from Humulus lupulus (European hop), 831 nucleotides. RefSeq lists its product as uncharacterized. NCBI's taxonomy places the organism in Eukaryota, Viridiplantae, Streptophyta, Magnoliopsida, Rosales, Cannabaceae. The coding region runs from base 193 to 630 and encodes 145 amino acids. The record is from RefSeq and is a predicted model, not a curated record. The transcript has 2 exons.